AUGACUGAACGUCCUGCUGCGCCUGUCAAGCUUUCCUUGCCAUUAAAAUAUCAACAGGACCUGUUCAACGAGCUUCGCAAUGAAGAUGAGCUCGUCAUUCUCGCCCGGGGCUUGGGGCUCCUGCGAAUCGUGACCAAUCUCCUUCAUGCAUUUGAUGCAGCAGGUAACAAUCUGAUUAUAGUAGUUGGUGCUGAUGAUAGAGAGAAUGAAUGGAUUGGCGAAGCGCUUGCGGAGCACUAUGCGAUCAGCAAGUCUCCCCUGGCAAGGGGGCUGAAAGUGAUUAAUACAGAUAGAGCCACUGUUCCUAUGAGAGAGAAAACAUAUAGUCGAGGAGGUAUAUUAAGCGUAACAUCACGCAUUUUGGUUGUUGAUUUAUUGUCCAAACUUCUUGACCCGGAGAAAAUCACCGGCAUAAUCUUGUUGCACGCGGAAAGAGUUGUUGCAACCGCUCUUGAGGCCUUCAUAGUGCGAGUGUAUCGCCAAUUCAAUCGAAAUGGCUUCCUCAAGGCGUUCUCUGACAGUCCAGAGCCUUUCACCACUGGAUUCGCGCCUUUAUCCAACAUGUUGCGAAACUUAUUCCUACUUAAACCCUCGCUGUGGCCUCGAUUCCACGUUACUGUAGCGGAAUCUCUUGAGGGUCGGCGUAAGGCAGAAGUUAUUGAACUUGAAGUUCCCAUGACCGAUAAAAUGAGAGACAUUCAGAAUGCGGUUAUGGAAUGCGUCGAAAUUAGUGUAUCUGAGUUAAAGAAGGCCAACAGCGGCCUCGAUAUGGAAGAUUGGACGCUGGAUAGUGCCUUGCAUAAAAACUUUGAUGUAGCGAUACGUCGACAAUUGGACCCAAUUUGGCAUCGUGUCAGCUUUAGGACACGGCAGAUUGCCAAUGACCUGACGGUUCUGAGGGCUAUAUUACACUCUCUUCUUACAUAUGAUUCGGUAUCCCUGUUGAAAUACUUGGACACAGUUGUUGCAGCUCAUUCUGCUCCUCCAGGUUCAACAAGACACAGUUUCUCACCUUGGCUGUUUUUAGAUGCAGCGCAUGUCCUCUUUGAAACAGCAAAAUCCCGCGUAUAUCGAGGGAAGAUAACCGGCACCAAUACAUCAACAACUCCGAGUGCAUUCUCUGCUGCGUUACAACCUGUUUUGGAAGAGCAGCCUAAGUGGCACGUGCUUGCAGAGAUUCUUCAAGAGAUUGAACAAGACGCAUAUCUGAACCCCACACAGCGCGGUGAUUCUAAUAGUACUGUGUUGAUUAUGUGCGGUGAUCAGCGCACAUGCAGACAACUUCGAGAUUUUUUAUCGUUGAUGCACGAUCGUCCUGUUGCCGACACAGAUGACGAUGAAGAUGGCUUUGACGAAGAGAAAUCAUCCGAAAAUAGUACGUCGGGAGAAAUCCUGGUGCGAAGGAAGUUGAGGGAGUAUCUCAAUUGGAAACAGAAUUUUUCGCGUGUCAAGGAUAAUCUUUAUGUACCGAAACAGAACUCAACCGACGCACCAAAUCGUGGGCAGAGUUCCUCAUCGGUUCCAGGAAGGGCUCCUCCGAACAAACGUCGCCGUGUACGCGGUGGUGGAGCAAACGCUCUUGUCUCUGGCCGUGCCCCGAAUUCAAGUGUACAAGGGCAAGACGAAGCCCCUAUCCAGGUAUCAGAAUUACUAGAAGACCUCCAACCGAGUGCAGUGGAGGAAGUGCUCAAGGAAGACAUCGUCGUUGACAACCUAGAAGACAUGGAAGAUUUUUACGAACUGUAUGAUAUGAAUGACCUCGUGAUGAUUCAUCCUUACGACGGCGAUAUGGAUGAACGAAUCUUGGAAGAAGCUCGACCACGAUACAUUAUCAUGUAUGAACCAGACGCUGCUUUCAUUCGCCGAGUUGAGGUAUACCGCAGUUCACACAGUGACCGCAAUGUGCGGGUGUACUUUAUGUACUAUGGAGGGUCCGUUGAGGAACAGCGCUACCUGAGUGCAGUGCGACGGGAAAAAGAUGCAUUUACGAAGCUAAUCACAGAAAAGGGCGGUAUGGCCGUGACACUUACACACGACAAAAGCCUAGAAGACCCCGAGGAACAGUUUCUCAGAACGGUCAAUACUCGAAUCGCCGGAGGCGGACGAUUGGCUGCCACUGCAGCGCCACCUACGGUCGUUGUGGAUGUUCGCGAAUUCAGAAGCGCGUUACCAUCUCUACUACACGGUCGUAGUAUGGUCGUUGUUCCUUGUCAAUUGACAGUUGGAGACUACGUCUUGACGCCCGACAUAUGUGUGGAACGAAAAUCCGUACGUGAUUUGAUUAGCUCACUGAAGAACGGACGUCUCUACAAUCAGGCCGAGACGAUGCUGAAACAUUACAAAAACCCGCUACUCCUGAUUGAGUUCGACCAGAACAAGUCAUUCACAUUUGACGCCUUUGCAUCCGCUUCCCUACCCAGCACGAGCUUUCUAUCCGAUUAUGUCUUCACGUCAUCUGGCAAUCCUGCAUCAGCUGCAAGCAGUUCUCUCGUCAAUCCAUCAACCCCCAAAUCCGCACAACACAUGCUUGUCCUCCUAACACUAGCAUUCCCACGCUUGAAAAUAAUAUGGUCCUCGUCACCAUACCAAACCGCCGAAAUCUUCGCAGAAUUGAAGAAUAAAAAUCCGGAACCCGACCCUAUCAAGGCUGUUCAGAUUGGUCUCAAUGUUGAUAUUGCGGCGUCCUCGAAUCCAGGCGACGUCAUGGCUGCAGCUGGUAUAGAGCAUCGAGUGUUCCAUCAGCUUCCACAGGAUAUGCUUCGUUCUGUACCUGGGGUUACACCGGUUGUACUCGAGCGACUGAGUCUGGAAACGAAUAGUAUUCACGAGAUUGCUAAUAUGAGCGUGGAUGAGCUCGAUCCACUUGUUGGGAAAGGGACGGCGCGGAAGAUUGUUAGAUUCUUCAGGAAGAGUGUUUUUGAGGAUGAGACGGAAGGUACUUGA
Talaromyces marneffei is the source of this 2943-nucleotide messenger RNA. RefSeq lists its product as uncharacterized. Gene Ontology annotation, molecular function: single-stranded DNA endonuclease activity; damaged DNA binding; single-stranded DNA binding. The record is from RefSeq and is a predicted model, not a curated record. The transcript is spliced from 8 exons. Bases 1 to 2943 code for a protein of 980 amino acids. Gene Ontology annotation, cellular component: nucleotide-excision repair factor 1 complex. Gene Ontology annotation, biological process: resolution of meiotic recombination intermediates; double-strand break repair via homologous recombination; nucleotide-excision repair involved in interstrand cross-link repair. NCBI's taxonomy places the organism in Eukaryota, Fungi, Ascomycota, Eurotiomycetes, Eurotiales, Trichocomaceae.